Messenger RNA from Morus notabilis, 760 nucleotides. RefSeq lists its product as uncharacterized. The record is from RefSeq and is a predicted model, not a curated record. The transcript has a single exon. Lineage: Eukaryota; Viridiplantae; Streptophyta; Magnoliopsida; Rosales; Moraceae. Bases 104 to 619 code for a protein of 171 amino acids.
CUUUCUUCCAUCUCACAAAAUUCUCACCUAAGGCCAAAGUUUGUUGAGAAAGUAAGGAAAACAAGAAAGACCCAAAGAAAAAAAAAACAAAAAAAAAACAAAAAUGUCACUUGUGACAGAAGAAAUCAAGGCCAAGGCUGAAGUGUACCAUGGAGAUGAAAUCUGCAAGGAGAAAUCACAGGAGUUGCUAACGGAAGUUGGGCUGCCAAAUGGGCUGUUGCCCUUGACUGACAUUUUGGAAUGUGGGAUUGUGAGAGAGACUGGUUUUGUGUGGCUGAAGCAGAAGAAGAGCAUAACCCACAAGUUUAACAAGAUUGGAAAGCUGGUUUCUUAUGCCACAGAGGUCACAGCCGUUGCUGAGAAAAACAAGAUCAAGAAGCUCACUGGGGUCAAGACCAAGGAGCUUCUGCUUUGGAUCACACUCAGUGACAUCUUUGUUGAUGACCCCCCAACCGGGAAGAUCACCUUCAAGACCCCCACAGGGCUAUUCCGGUCAUUUCCCGUCUCCGCUUUCGAGGUCGAGGAGCCUAAGGCGGCUGCUGCUGCUUCUAAGGAUGUCAAGGAGAACAAGGAUGCUACCAAGGAAGAGAAUGGAGCUGUGGAGGUUAAGGAAGUUUAGAGCUUUAGAAAAAGGCUAUUAUUAUCAUACCAGUCUUUUGUCUGUUCUUUUUUUCUUUUUGGAUGUUUUAUGCUACUUUUGGGUAUCUUUACUAGUGUUUGUUUACUUGUCAUGAAAUAAAAAUUAAACUUUCAUGAACAA